Molecule: messenger RNA, 2863 nt
Organism: Doryrhamphus excisus (bluestripe pipefish)
Lineage: Eukaryota; Metazoa; Chordata; Actinopteri; Syngnathiformes; Syngnathidae
Product: jun dimerization protein 2-like
Biological process (GO): regulation of transcription by RNA polymerase II
Cellular component (GO): nucleus
Molecular function (GO): DNA-binding transcription factor activity, RNA polymerase II-specific; RNA polymerase II cis-regulatory region sequence-specific DNA binding
Source: RefSeq, a predicted model, not a curated record
AAACCCACACAAGCACAGGGAUAAACAUACCUCGCAAAGAGAUGUCAGUAUGAAUUAUUUCAGUAAAUCCAUUCAAAAAGUGAAUGAUAUAAUAUUUCAAGAAUGCAUUGCUUAAUCAUUUUUGAUGAAAACAGCUUAUAGCGAUUAAAACCAUAGAAUUUAGCAGUGAUGUUAAACUUGAGUGGUGUACUACGAUCAUCAAAUUAACUGCAAAGGCUUUUUGAGCUUUUAAAGGCGACCUAUCGUACUCAUUAACGUGCUCCAGAGGACUUCCGGGCAGCUGCCGAACCCAUUUUUUUCAGAUUACUUACACAAAAUAAAGAGUUAUGACAAUGAAAUUGUUACGUACAUCAAAUUAACUGCAAAGGCUUUUUGAGCUUUUAAAGGAGACCUAUCGUACUCAUUUCCAUGCUCCAGAGGACUUCCGGGCAGCUGCCGAACCCAUUUUUUUCACAUUUUUUCAGAUUUUUUCGGGCUUCAGCAACAGUUUGGCAAAUAGUUUUGUAUUGGCCCAUGUUCACCAAUACAGAAGUGCUGUUGACAGAUGAGUUCAUUUUUCUCUUAAUGGUCGGGGAUCAGAAACUCCCAACCACUUGAAGUACGUUGGGGUAGGCUCCAGCUACAGACCUCAUAUAUUGUGCAUUGGUCUGGAUGUUAUAGCUGAUCUGUGUACUUCAUUGGGUGUUGUGCCUGAGUGAGUGCAAGGCCUCCUCAGCAGCAUGACUUCCUCUCCAUCUACUUUUUUUUUUUUUUACAAAAAAAAAAACAUCCCUACUGGCAUCGCCCUCGUUUCCGCAUUCCCAAAUCCUCCCAGAUGGGGCUCACGUUUGGAAUCGGGCUGAUGCAACGGUUUCCACUGUUUAAAAUCUACUCUCGACCCACGUCCGUCCAGAAGAAAGGACAUCUGUUCCACCAAAGUUCCAAGUCAGCUGUGGUCCCGGUCGAUUGUGUCGCCAUGCCGGGGCGAAUUCCAGAUCCCUCUGUGACUGCAGGAUCCCUCCCCAGCCUGGGCCCACUGGCUGGCAUCUCUGCCACCACGCUGACGGACACGCUCAAGUUUGGUGACUUUCAAGAGUUUGACAACACGCUGUCACCUCUGCACUUCACAGGCUGCACGGGAAACGGGCCUCUUGUCAUCAAAAGAGAGAAAAACGAAGAGGAUGAGCGAAGGAAACGAAGGCGAGAGAAAAACAAAGUGGCUGCAGCUCGGUGUCGAAACAAGAAGAAAGAAAGAACAGAUUAUCUACAAAAGGAGUCGGAAAGAUUAGAGAUGUUAAACUCGGAUCUGAAAGCCCAGAUUCAGGAGCUGAAAGUAGAACGGCAGCAGCUGAUCCACAUGCUCAACCGCCACCGUCCCACGUGCAUCGUCAGGACAGACAGCAUCCAGACGCCUGAAAGCGACGUGAAUCCGUUGCUGGAGCAGCUGGAGGACAAAUGAAGGCUUGCUGAUGAACGUGAAGCCAACUAGAAGCACGUUGAGACAAGGAGGAUGUUACGCCAUAAGAUGUGGACUGGAUAUCUUCUGGCACUUAAAUCAGACUUUUUGUUUACUAUUUAAGCGUUUGUGGCUGCACGGUAGACGAGUGGUUAGCACGCAGGCUGGGAUACCAGAGUUCAAUUCCAUCCUCGGCCAUCUCUGUGUGGAGUUUGCAUGUUCUCCCCGUGCAUGCGUGGGUUUUCUCCGGGUACUCCGGUUUCCUCCCACAUUCCAAAAACAUGCUAGGUUAAUUGGCGACUCCAAAUUGUCCAUAGGUAUGAAUGUGAGUGUGAAUGGUUGUUUGUCUGUAUGUGCCCUGUGAUUGGCUGGGUGUACACCGCCUCUCGCCUGAAGACAGCUGGGAUAGGCUCCAGCACCCACUGCAACCCUCGUGAGGAAAAGCGGUAGAAAAUGAAUGAAUGAAGUUUAGAAGUGGUGAGCUAGUUAGCUUGCUUGCUUGUUAGCUUGCCCUGUGAUUGGCUGGUGAAGACAGCUGGGAUAGGCUCCAGCACCCCCGUGACCCUCGUGAGGACAACCGGUAGAAAAUGAAUGAAUGUAUUAUUCUGGUCACUAGGCACAAAAUGACACAAAACAUUGAGACGUUACCUUACAUUACAUAACCUUAACACGAGUGCAUGAGUGUUAAGGUUAGUGGUUCUCCUCCCAUCUUGUGUGGAAGUGGUAGUUUUUUUUUCCUUAAGUUUAGAAGUGAGCUAGGAGACCCGAGUUCAAUCCCACCCUCGGCCAUCUCUGUGUGGAGUUUGCAUGUUCUCCCCGUGCAUGCGUGGGUUUUCUCCGGGUACUCCGGUUUCCUCCCACAUUCCAAAAACAUGCUAGGUUAAUUGGUGACUCCAAAUUGUCCAUAGGUAUGAAUGUGAGUGUGAAUGGUUGUUUGUCUAUAUGUGCCCUGUGAUUGGCUGGCAGCCAGUCCAGGGUGUACCCCGCCUCUCGCCUGAAGACAGCUGGGAUAGGCUCCAGCACCCCCCUUGUGAGGACAAGCGGUAGAAAAUGAAUGAAUGAAUGAAAUUUAGAAGUGGUUAGCUCGUUAGCUUGCUAUAUGUGCCCUGUGAUUGGCUGGUGAAGACAGCUGGGAUAGGCUCCAGCACCCCUGCGACUCUUGUGAGGAUAAGCGGUAGAAAAUGAAUGAAUGAAUUGAAGCGCUUGCCCCUUCCUACUAUGGUAAAUCAUAAAUGCUAUAUAUUUUGUUGCUUUUCUUUCUAGUCAUUCCUCCUCCUGACGCAGGCGUCAAUUUAUUCACAUGCUUACAUUAUGAUGUACCUUAUGAUAGUGUUAUCACUACCAAUUUUUGUUUUUUUUUAUAUAAACCAUCAGAAUAUGUAUACCUCAAGGAAAUGUUUAGAUUUUUGAAUUGAACAUGAAAGUGUG